CUCAUCUUCUAACUCUUUGUUCUCUAAGAAGAAAAAAUGGCAAUCAUCAAAACAAACACAAAGAGCUCUCUGCAUCAUCGCAGCAACAGUUUUCCCUCUACAUCUCACCCACUUGUUUCACAAUGUGAGGAGCAUUUGAGAAGAUUGAAGGGUUCUGAAGCCACCACUUCAUUAUCUUCAUGUUCAGUAAACGAAAAACUUAAUGGCAUGCAGGAUUUGCAUGACUUUAUUGAUGAGUUGCUUCAAUUGCCUAUUGAACAACAAGCCUUAGCACAAGAGUGCAAUGAAAAAAAGGUUGAUGACCUACUAGAAGGGUCUCUUAGGCUCUUGGAUAUCAUUAGUACAGCUCAAGAUUGCCUUCUGCAAUCAAAGGAAAGUAUGCAAGAAUUACAGUCGAUCAUCCGAAGGAGAGGCAAUGAAAUGCGAUUCGCAGUUGAGGGUGGAAAAUACUUGGCAUUGAGGAAGAAGAUGAAGAAGCAAAUGCGGAAGGCCUUGGAAAAUUUGAAAGCAAUGAAAGACGAGUUAAAAGCUUCUUCCUCAAACAAAGACAACUCCUCUUCACCCAUGUUUGGCUUCUUAAAAGAAGCAGAAGCAGUCACCCUGAGUUCACUAGAAUGUGUGUUGCUGUUUAUCUCUGAAGCAAAAGGACUCUCAAGGAACAGAAGAUGGUCAGCAAUAUCAAAUUUUAUGCUGCCUAAAAUAGCAGUUUGUGACACUCAAGAAUCAAACACAAAUGAAUUUGAAAAAUUGGAUGUAUCUUUGCAGUCUCUCAUCAGUCACAAGGCUUCCUCUACUGAGAAUUUUCAAAGGGAUGUGGAGAAUUUGGAGAUGUGCAUUCAGGAUUUAGAAAUAGGAGUUGAGAACCUAUCAAGAAAAUUGAUUAGAAACAGAGUUUCCCUUCUUAACAUCUUCAACCACUGAUCAUGAUGUCUAUGCUGAUGUUGUGGACUCAAUUUUCCCCAAUGAGUGUCACACAAUGUACAUGAAAUGUGAUUAAAUCUGUUUUGUUUUUCCACAGAAUAUAUAUCAUUUAAGUACCAAACUAUUGUUGCUUCAA
Molecule: messenger RNA, 1057 nt
Organism: Lotus japonicus
Lineage: Eukaryota; Viridiplantae; Streptophyta; Magnoliopsida; Fabales; Fabaceae
Exons: 1
Coding region: 37-921 (294 amino acids)
Biological process (GO): root development; shoot system development
Source: RefSeq, a predicted model, not a curated record